Messenger RNA from Menidia menidia (Atlantic silverside), 812 nucleotides. Lineage: Eukaryota; Metazoa; Chordata; Actinopteri; Atheriniformes; Atherinopsidae. The record is from the annotation of a GenBank genome assembly.
AUUUCAGAUUUGCAUAUCCACUUCCACUCCUCCCUCAUUUGCAUACAGCAAGAAUGGCGAGCGGGCAUCCCACAGACAAAUUCAGUUUCAUGUAUCAACCAGACACGCACAAGAGUAAGAACAGGUUAUCUUCAGCCAUGAAUCCAGUCUACAGCCCAGUCCAGCCUGGAACUCCAUAUGGAAACCCCAAGAACAUGGCCUUCACAGGAUAUACUCAAGCAGGAACUCCGUACAAAGUGCCACCCACUCAGUCAAAUGGAGCACCUCCUCCCUAUACCCCCACUCCUACCCCAUAUCCCACAGCCAUGUACCCCAUCCGCAGUGCCUACCCUCAGCAGAACAUUUAUGCACAGGGAGCAUAUUAUACCCAGCCCGUGUAUGCGGCCCAGCCACAUGUGAUCCAUCACACCACCGUGGUGCAGCCUAACAGCAUUCCCUCCACAGCCCUGUACCCUGCCCCGGUCCCCGUCCCCGCGCCACGCAACAACGGCAUGGCUGCCAUGGGGAUGGUAGCUGGGACGACCAUGGCCAUGAGCGCGGGAACUUUGUUGACGACGCCCCAGCACCCCCCCAUGGGAGCACACCCAGUUACUGUGCCAACCUACAGGCCCCAGGGGACACCUGGUUACAGCUACGUACCGCCUCACUGGUAGAGCCCCACCCAUCAUAUCUGGAGUCCACCAUCGUAUGCAACUGCUCAAAUCUUACACGAGCUCCCAGCGGUAACCAUGGGAACUCGGCACCUGUCUGCAAGAACAAAACUAAAGUGCAACAGCCACUUUACCUUUAUAAUUAUUAUUAUUAUUAUUAUU